AUGGAACUCAUUCACGGGACACAUAAAGCAUCCAAGUUUGCACCACAAGAUUUUAUUACCAACAUGCCUGAUAACGUGGUAACAAAUAUCCUGGGUCGAUUGCCAUUACGAGAUGCAGUGAGGACUAGUAUCUUGUCGAGAAACUGGAGGUUUAAGUGGACUAUGCUUAGCCAAAUCGUAAUUGCUGCUAGCUUCUUUGGAUAUUUAUCACAAACAUCAUACAGAAAUAAUCGUGUGAGAGUUAUAGAUAGGAUUCUUCUUCAUGUUAGAGGUGCAAUUACAAAGUUUUUCCUCUCCAUAGACGAGGUAAUUGAUGAUGAAGAUAUCAAUCACUGGAUUUUGUUCUUGUCGAGAAAAGGAAUUAAGGACCUCACUAUUAAGAAUUGGUAUGUAACACCACUCAAGUUGCAUACCCAUCUUUUCUCUUGUUUAGAGUUGAAACAUUUGACACUUUCGAACUGUUAUUUCAAUCCUCCACCUACUUUUCAUGGUUUCCCAAACCUAUUGAGCUUAAACUUGUCUGUGGUAUUUGAAGAAAACACCGAACUUGGGCCAUUUUUUACUAGGUGUCCUUUACUUGAGAGUUUGACCAUCAAUGAUUGCCGUAAAGUAGGCAAAGUAAAACUAAUUGAGAUUGCAAAACUUGAAAAUCUCAAAAUGUUAUCUUUGAUAUUGCAUGAUCCUGACUUUGAGAUGAUCAAAAGUUCCGGUACUAUUCUGGGUUCUCUAGCAAAACUUCAAGAGCUUUAUUUGGAUUUUAAAGACUGCCAUGUAAGGCUAAAAUGA
This is a messenger RNA of Helianthus annuus (common sunflower), 786 nucleotides long. Its product is annotated as F-box/FBD/LRR-repeat protein At1g13570. The coding region runs from base 1 to 786 and encodes 261 amino acids. The transcript has a single exon. NCBI's taxonomy places the organism in Eukaryota, Viridiplantae, Streptophyta, Magnoliopsida, Asterales, Asteraceae. Gene Ontology annotation, molecular function: protein binding. The record is from RefSeq and is a predicted model, not a curated record.